This is a messenger RNA of Chanos chanos (milkfish), 1542 nucleotides long. RefSeq names its product glial fibrillary acidic protein. Gene Ontology annotation, molecular function: structural constituent of cytoskeleton. Gene Ontology annotation, biological process: intermediate filament organization. The record is from RefSeq and is a predicted model, not a curated record. Gene Ontology annotation, cellular component: intermediate filament; cytoplasm. The transcript is spliced from 12 exons. Lineage: Eukaryota; Metazoa; Chordata; Actinopteri; Gonorynchiformes; Chanidae. The coding region runs from base 1 to 1542 and encodes 513 amino acids.
AUGAGUAGAAGCCCGGAAAGGAUUUCAUCUUACCGCCGCCAUUUUGAAGACUGCAGCUCCUCGUCUCUCCAGGUGAGGGUCUCCAGCCCCUCACCUGUCAGACGGACCGCCCGCCAUCGCUCUGCCAGCUACACCCGCAGUGCUGCGGCCAGCAGUAUGGCUGUGGGACGAAGGACCGUGUCCACCUCGCGCAGCGUGAGUAUGGGCGCAAUCUGUGUUGGUGGUGCCGGAGGAGCGAUCGAUCUGGAUGCAGCGGCCGCAGAGAAUCAAGAAUUCCUCAGCACAAGAAGUACCGAACGACGGGAGAUGAUCAUUCUCAACAACCGACUAGCUGCAUAUAUCGAAAAGGUUCGAACGCUGGAGCAGCAAAACAAGUUGUUGGAGACGGAGAUUGAAGCCUUCCACAAUCGAUUCGUGAAGCCUUCGGGCCUACGACUGUUGUAUGAGGAGCAACUGAAGCAACUCAAGAGGACUGCUGAUCAAAUGAAAAUCCAGCGGGACCUAGCUGUAGCAGCUAAAGAGGCCAUGGCGGGACAACUUGAAAUGAUCAAAGCCAAGUAUGAAGAGGCCGUGGAGAUGAGGAAGAAGGCCGAGAUGGACAUUGAAGCUUUCCGUCCUGAUGUGGACGCCGCCACCACCUCGCGCAUUGCUCUAGAGAAACAGCUGGAUAACUUGCAGCUGGAACUUGAGUUCCUUCAGAGAGUACACAAAGAGGAAAUCGAGGAACUGAUGAAGCAGAUCUACGCCGCGCACGCCUCAGUUCAAGACGCCUUCUCUCUCCCAGACCUCGCUGCAGCUAUCAAGCAAAUCCAACUUCAGUACGACAAUAUCGCGGCAAAGAAUUUACAGGAAAUGGAUUCUUGGUACAAAACUAAAUUCGAAGACCUCGGUAAGGCAUCGACAAGACAUGUGGACAAAGUUCGGAGUGUGAGAGAAGAAAUUGCGGGUGCCAAAAAAGACAUUCAAAGUAAAGAACGUGACUUGGAGUCACUGAGAACCAAAAAUGAGGCUCUUGAGGCACAAAUCCGUGAGGCACAGGAAAAAUACAAGAAAGAGCUCGAGGAACUACAGGCCAGGAUGGAGUCUCUUCAGCUUGAGCUGAAAUCCACCAAGGAGAAAAUCGCCCUGCAUCUCCGCGAGUACCAGGACCUGCUUAACGUGAAGAUGGGCUUGGAGAUCGAAAUCAUCACAUAUAGGAAACUGAUCGAGGGUGAAGACGUGCGGCUCAUGAGCGCGGCACAGAGCAUGUCUCUCAUGAGUAGCGGCAUGAGUGCCAUCGGUGCCGGGGCCGGCAUCGGAUUCGCCGGUGGCGUAGGAGGGGGACUUGCCGGGGGAGCCGGCAGUGGCCUGGGUGAGGGUGCGGGAGCUGGCGUUGGUGGCCCCGGGUCUACCAUCGACUACACCCAGGAGCAAGCGGUGGAGAUGACGGAAAGGAAAACAGUACUGAUCAGAACAGUUAAAACAGAUGACGACACACUGGAGAGCGACACCCAGGAGCGAACCAUCACCAUUUCGGGUGCGGCUGAUGAGGAACAAGAGUAA